Molecule: messenger RNA, 5017 nt
Organism: Durotheca rogersii
Lineage: Eukaryota; Fungi; Ascomycota; Sordariomycetes; Xylariales; Xylariaceae
Exons: 4
Coding region: 90-4817 (1575 amino acids)
Molecular function (GO): protein binding
Source: RefSeq, a predicted model, not a curated record
UACCGCACCUUUAAACAAGCCGUGGUCCUCUGAGACUCACAGCGAGGUGCAGUUUAGAGUGCUUUAGACGACAACCCCGGAGACCACACAUGAGUCAUCUAUUGUGGAAGUGCUAUUGGGAAAACGAUGUCGACAGGUUUCGUCGGCUGCUGGCCCCUGCCGGCUAUUCCCAGAAUCUGUCUAAGAGUCCGGCGGCCGGAGUAGGAGGCUCCAGCGCAUUUGGAAGCUCCCCACGCGCUACCCCCAAGUUGCGAAAGGCCCCUGGCUUUAGCUCUGCGGCUGCCGGGCCGAAGAGUACCGGCAGCAGCUUGGGGAAAGCUGAGGUUAAUAGUCGCGACCAUGCAGGCCUGACCAUUCUCCUCCGAGCUGCCUCGUCCACCUUGUCAACCGCUGUACCCUUCGUCCAAGCCCUCCUCGACCACCCCGCCAUCGAUAUAUACGUGCAGGACUAUGAGAGUGGAUGGAAUCCGUUGCACAGGGCCCUGUACAACGGGAACAUCUCGAUUGCGCGUUUGCUAUUAGAGAAGGAACGGAAUGAUCUGACAAAUUCGCUCGGCGGAGCUACCCCGGUUAAGGUUGGUCAAUUAAUCAAGACCAAGGACCACGAGGGGAACAGUCCCUUUGAUGUCUACAAUGCCACCAUCGCGCUUCGGGUUUUGAAAGCCGACGAGGACCACGAGGGCUCGGAAAAAUCAGGAUCGGACACCGACGAAGGCCCCGAAGGCGAGGACACCAGGCAUCAUGGUAGACUGCCUGGUCUUGGUGAAGAAGCCUUUACUUUCGGCAGCAACAACAAUUUCACCCUAGGCCUUGGCGACGAAGAUGACCGCCAGUUCCCCGAGCGCAUCCAAUUGAAGCGGCCAGACCACCUGGUCCAACGCUUCUACGACCAGUACCUUGAGGAAAAUAAUCGUCAAUCGAAUGGCGAAGAUUCUCUGUCUCUCGAUUCGGCCGGUGUGCCUGCCUUGAUCCAGAAUCGACCCCUGGUGAUCCAAGAUGUUGUGCUUUCCAAACUCCAUAGUGCCGUCCUCACGACUGACCCCGUGUCUAACCUGUAUGUCUGCGGCAUCGGCCGCGGCGGUCGCUUGGGUCUCGGUGACGAGAAUACCCGUUUCAAUUUCAUCCCCGUUCAAGGCGGGCUCUCUCAGAAGAAAGUGGUGCAAGUCUCCCUUGGCCAGAACCACUCUAUGGCCGUCACCAGCGCCGGCGAACUCUGGACAUGGGGCAUGAACACUUACUCACAGCUUGGGUUUGCCCUGCCACCCCCAGCGAAGUCCGAUGAGGAACCCACGAGUGCGAUUCCGCGCCAGGUGUUCGGCCCGUUGAAGAAGGAAAUCAUAGUUGGCGUAGCUGCUUCUGCAAUCCACUCCGUGGCGCAUACCGGCUCGUCUCUGUUCUGCUGGGGUAAGAAUGUCGGUCAGCUUGCCCUGAUGGAUGCAGAUUCCAGAUCGCUCGAGGUCCAGACCAUCCCUAGGAAGGUUGCCGCCACUUUGCUCUCAAGUCACUCCUCAAUUGUCAUGGUGUCGGCCAUCGACAAAGCUACUUCCUGUCUGUUUGAGGACCACACAGUCUGCGUCUUCACGAGUUACGGAUACAACAUGAUUAAAUUCUCAUCUUAUGAUCCCUUUACGAAUUCGCCGCUCCGACGUUCCGUACAGUUGUCCAUGUCAUCUCGAUACGACUCUGGCCGCCGCGGGGUACGUCAGAUCGCAUCCGGUGGAGAAACUAUAGCCGCAGUGACAGGCAGCGGCGACCUCUUCACCAUGAUUCUCAAUCAUAAAGUCGACGGUAACCAAUCCGCAACCUCCACAACGAAUCCGUCCAAGAUCAAAGACGCCGUGACGACACCACAGUGUAUUUGGAGCUCUAAGAAGGACGGUGUCAAAUCCGUUACCGUUGGAGAAAAUGGCUCCGUCAUGAUCUCUACGCAGUCUGGCGCAGUCUGGCGCCGUAUCAAGCGACCCAGAGCCAAAGACACCAAAUCAGCUGGCGUGUCUGACUCCAAGCGUAAAGAUUUUAAGUUCCAGCGUGUUCCGUAUAUUACCGAUAUAGUGGCUGUCAGAAGCUCUGCAUUCGGUGCGUAUGCGGCGGUCCGGAAGGACUGUGACGUGACACGGGAACAACUCGUGGUUGAUGCACCGACCCUAUGGGAGGAUGUGGCCCCAUUGCUACCCCUCGCUGGAUUCAAGGCCUUGAACUCUAAAGCCCGAGAGAACAAGGGCACGUGGAAAUUUCACGACCCGGAGGUGUUGAGGGGUCGGGUGGAUGCCCUAGCAUACGAGGUAUUGACAUCUACCGACCUCGACCAAGACCUUCAAGCACAUCUUACAAGUUGGAGCUUCCAACACGAGGGCCUCGGCACGGUUAUUCGCACUGCUACCUACCCCAAAUUGGCAAUCCCUGUGCAUUCCUGGAUUCUGUCAGCAAGAAGUCCGCAGCUUCGAGCUGGGCAGCAACGAUUCAUGGAAACCGGGGUUUGCGAAAUCCCGGAUCUACUGAGCAUUAGCCAGCAGGAUGGCGCUGUAAGCGUGGAACUGACUGACGGCGUUGAUAUAAUCACCUUAAUUAACCUCGUCGUCUAUAUGUACAGCGAUAAGGUCAUCCCAGCUUGGAAUUUCACUCGGCAGUCAAAGCCUCUAGCUCACAGGUAUCGUCAGGUCCGUACGGAACUGAUGAAAUUGGCCACGAAGCUUGGCAUGGUUGACCUAGAAGCCGCGGUGAGGACGCAGACCUCGCCAGCACGCUCUAUGAACCGCGACUUCAGGAUAGCAAUCGAGGAUCCGGCCUUCUUUGCGGACGGCGAUGUUCUAUUGGAACUUGGUGGCGACGAGAUCCCCGUUCACAGUGUCAUGCUUUGCCAAAGGUGUCCAUGGUUCAAAGGUCUUUUCAAUGGCCGCUCACAGGGUAUGUGGCUAGAGUCUCGCCGCGCAGCACAGAAUUAUUCGGGUCGCAUCAAUCUCGACAUGAAGCAUAUGAAUCCAGAGUCGUUCCACUACGUUCUCCAGCAUCUGUACUCCGAUGUUGGCGAAGAGCUCUUCAACGACGUAAUUGCGGAUAAUAUCGACGACUUUUCCGAAUUAGUCAUGGAUGUCAUGAGCCUCGCUAACGAGCUCAUGUUGGAUCGCCUGUCGCAGAUCUGCCAGAAAGUCAUUGGCCGUUUUGUCACUACUCGAAAUAUCUCGACUCUGCUUAAUCUCAUCAGCCCCUGUUCUGUCACUGAGUUUAAGGAUAAGGGGCUCGAGUACAUCUGCCUCCAGAUGGAGUCAAUGCUUGAAAACCACUUGCUCGAUAAUCUUGACGAAGACCUCCUUUUGGAGCUUGACGGAGUCGUCAGGGAUAAUCAAUUAGCCAGAUGUCCGUUUGCACGAAGCGGAAGAGUUGACUUACUCCUACACGAGCGUAACCCUGAAUUGGCUCAGGAAAUCGACGAAGAAAGACAAAGACGGGUGAAAGAGAUCGCCUUCAGGGCGGCUCAGAGAGAUGACGAGAGGAAGCUCUCGUCCUCGUUCAAAGUCCGUUUUGGAAGUCUCGAGGACACCGCCAGCAUCUCACCAACACCGGACAGAGCAAGGAGGAAGUCUAAGGCCGUUCAAAAUGAACCCUUCAGCCCCCAGCUCCGGCCUAAGGAUUCUUAUGCGGACCUCAUUUUCGAUAUGGACGACGAAGGAUCGCCUGGUCCUGGAAGUCCUGCGUCUCCAAGCCCCCAACCUUUACGCUCCAGCGGGCGGGAAGACUUGGAUCAUCUGCCAGCUCUCUCUGGUCCUUGGCGGGAUUCGAAAGGCAAAGUCGUCGCAGAUAGCACCACGACCAAUAUCAGCCCUCACGCUUUGAUGCCACGCUCAAAUCCUCCCCCCACCGCGCCAUCUGCCCAUAUCACGAGACGUAUCCCGUCCGGUGGUAACCCAUGGGGGCCGUCGGCUCCACCCCCUGUACGGCUAGAUUUACGUCAGGUACUAGCAGAAUCUCGGCCUACACAGUCGGCCCUCUCUGCAGGGUUGGCUGCCGAGAAAAAGGACACUGCUACUAAGGCAGCUCCAAAGAUUUCCCAGAAGGAGAGGAAAAAGCAGCUGCAGCAGCUACAAAUAGAGGAGGCCUCUAGGCAAGAAUCGCAAUCUCAGCGGUCUCAGUCGCCAUGGGUCAGAGCCGGAGAAAAGAAUGAGAGUCCUUGGCAAAAAGGCCCAUCAAUUCCCAAGACACCUUCCGCAGUCGCGGUCGAACCUGCGGCGGGACCGUUAGAGGCGCCACCCAAACCAAAGCAGCUUCUUGUAGCGGAAAUGUCGUCUAGAAAGUCGAUGUCACGACGCACGGCGUCUCCCGACACCCGAUUUUCCGGCCAGAAGGCCCGCCCUGGAAUCCAAGCACCUACGGUACCCACCCAGCCCAGUCACAAUCCCCCGGCCCCGUAUUCGAAAUCCUACAUCAAGCGAGCGCCUAAGCCAGAGCAGGAGAUGGGACUCGGUCUAGCAGAUAUCACCGGGGAGCAGCGACGUGAACAGCAAGUCGUACGCGAAGCGGUCGCCAAACGUAGCUUACAGGAAAUACAGCAAGAGCAAGCUUUCCAAGAAUGGUGGGACCAGGAAAGCAGACGAACACAAGAAGAGGAAGCAAGGCGAGUCGCGCGCGAGGAAGGCAAAGAUAAGAAGAAAGAGUCUGGCGCCAACAGCAGCAGGAGAGGCCGCAAUAAGCUGAAAGGAAACGGCGGCGCCAACAAUAACGAUGUUGGAGGGGGCGGGACCGUCGGUGGCAGCAAUAACGCUCAAGAAGCAGGGCCGAGUUCCGGUAGAGGACGAGGACGCGGGCAUAGAGGAAAACCAUAACAGACGGCGAGCUGUGGCGCAUCAGCCUCGACCCGACUCUCCUAGUGCCAAGGGGAGUGAUGGUCCGUGGAUUUGGGAGAGGGGAGUAGGCACUCUCGUGCCCGCCCUCGUUCUCGAUGGUUCGGAUGAGCACGGAGUUUCGGGACGUUUCCCGUCCCGGCGUAAUAAGCACUUUCGGUAGUUCUGCUGUGGGUGCCGCA